This is a messenger RNA of Drosophila serrata, 878 nucleotides long. Its product is annotated as phospholipase A2. The record is from RefSeq and is a predicted model, not a curated record. Gene Ontology annotation, biological process: phospholipid metabolic process; arachidonate secretion. NCBI's taxonomy places the organism in Eukaryota, Metazoa, Arthropoda, Insecta, Diptera, Drosophilidae. Gene Ontology annotation, molecular function: A2-type glycerophospholipase activity.
GCUCAGUCGUUAAUCAAACGCGCCACAGUGAUUUAUUCAUUAAGUUGCUUUUGUCGAAAUCUCUUUCGGAAUUUCAACCAAAAUCUGCAUAAAAAUCUCUGAAAACCCCAUCGAAAUCAGUAAUCAGACUGAGCUGCCCUUGUAAGCAAUGUAUUCCGGUACUGUUUUUCUUGCGCCUCUUUUGGUACUCGUGUUGUUCUGUGCCUUUCAUUCAAGUGAUGGAGUGAGUUUUGUUGUCCCGGGCACCAAGUGGUGUGGUCCUGGAAACAUAGCAAACAACUACGAUGACCUCGGCACCGAGCGGGAGCUGGAUAUGUGCUGUCGGGCUCACGACAAUUGUAAGGAGUGUAUUCUGCCACAAAAGGAAGCCCAUGGCCUGAGGAAUGACGGGAUGUUUCCUAUAUUCUCCUGCUCCUGUGAGUCUGCUUUUAGAAACUGUCUCACCGCUCUAGCCAAUUAUCACUCUCUGGCUGUGGGGAGGAUGUACUUUAGCAGCCAGGAGGUUUGUUUCGCCUAUGGGCAUCCCAUCGUUUCCUGUCGCGAGACCCAGAAGCACAUCUUCGAGAAGCGCUGUAUCAGUUACCACGUGGACAAAGGUCGGUCUCAGUGCUGGCAGUUGUACGACUUGGCACUCUACACACACGUAACCAAAGACAGCGGCGAGGAAUCCUGAGAUUGAGCUUUGACAUCACCCGGCGAUAAGCGACUGUCUAUAUUCAAGUAGAAGAUUGUUGUCAAAACAAAUCUAAUGUUUACUUAUCUUUGCGCAAGGUCGGCUAUUGAUGUAAUUUAAAACAAAAGGUUUUUAAAACCAAACAAGAAAUUUUGUAUUUGCAAUACAUUAUAUGAGGACUUAUAAAUCUCCCGCUAAAUUCCUA